This is a messenger RNA of Symbiodinium necroappetens, 504 nucleotides long. Lineage: Eukaryota; Dinophyceae; Suessiales; Symbiodiniaceae. The record is from the annotation of a GenBank genome assembly.
GACUUCUUGUACUUGCCCUAUGAUCCGGCAGAGGGUGCCAACGAAGGCUUUGGCCUGGUCAGCUUCUUGCGCCCCAGUGUCGCCCGAGACUUCUACAGGGAGUUCAACGGGACCUUUCUGCGAGUGGCUCCGGUACAAGGCAAGGCCUUGUACGUGCACGCGUCCCCCAUCCAAGGAUUUGCUGAGCUGUACGAGAAGUUUAAGCCGGAUCCGAACUCCCAUCAGGACCCAAAAUGCAGCCCGCUGUUUCUGCGGCGGCCGCCAGCAACACUAGCGUCGCGCUCCAGCGACAUGGGAGUUCUUGAUCGGACCUACAAGGUAUCAGCACCAAGUGAGCACGCUGUGCCCCAGCGGCCAAAGGUAAGCCGCGGGGUUGCGCGCCGACUCUGUCCACGCUGUUCUACUGGACUGCAGGACUCUGUCUGCCCCAACUGUGGGGCAAAGGUGCAGGCCGAGUUUGAGGUCGCCCGGAGCAUCGCGAAUCCGCAUCCUGAGGCUUGGUAG